Molecule: messenger RNA, 7715 nt
Organism: Mercenaria mercenaria
Lineage: Eukaryota; Metazoa; Mollusca; Bivalvia; Venerida; Veneridae
Exons: 10
Coding region: 1706-3178 (490 amino acids)
Biological process (GO): B cell activation; response to type II interferon; positive regulation of isotype switching to IgG isotypes
Cellular component (GO): external side of plasma membrane; CD40 receptor complex
Molecular function (GO): CD154 receptor binding; antigen binding
Source: RefSeq, a predicted model, not a curated record
UGAUCAUUUUUUCAGAAGUUUUAUUUUAUCUAAUUCGAUGAGGCGAUGCUAAAAGCGCAUUAAAAUUUUGGAUAUAGAUAUAUAAAAUAAGGGGAGACGCAGAAAUUAUGGCAAAUUUUUUCUCAUUACUGAUAUUGCAUUUUUUUUGCCGUGAUCAUAUAUAUUUUAAUUGAGACCUUCACACAUAUUUCACACGUUCUUUCAUAGAUGUGGAGAAGCAUUUCAAAUUGAUGCUGGGAGGACAAAAAAGGACGUCAAAAAUGUCAUAUACUUGCGAAAUCUAAAUUACCGAUGUUUUUGUAGUGAAAGUGAAUGUUGUCACGAAAUUGGAAACUAGCUACUUACCUAUUCAAUACACAUGCAAAUUGGUGUCUGUGUGAUAGGGUUUUUGUACAAUGAAAGUAUGGAAUAAAUGUUGAAAAGUCAUCUAAAGGACUUUCACCGCUCAAUAAUGGAUAGUAAAUAAUUAAAGCCGCUAGGGGAAAGUGAGAUAAGCGAAUUUUAAUGUAACCAAUUUGUGAUGUAUAAAAAUAUUUCUUAAAAGCUCAAAGAUAAAAAUCUCAUUUCAUGUUUUAACAGUGAUAUUUUUGGGCUGAUUAUUUAUUUAUUUUUGCGCACUCAGAAGAUAUAGAUUUUUGUUUACUGCGAAACUACAAACUGUGCGAUGUUCAAACACCUUUUUGUGAGUCAGUAACUUACAAGAUUUUCAAGAUAGUUCAACUAGGAAAACAUAAUUGAACAUAAUUACAAUGAAGUGGCUAUAGUUCAGUGGUGUAGCCAGAAUUUUAUUUUCAUCAUUUGUGGUAAAAUUAACUCGUGGAGUAAUCCAGCUCAGUGCAUUCUUUCGUUUUUGGAAGGAAUAUUAUCGAUAUUUUGUAGAGAAGUAAUGUUGUAUAACAUUGCACCGUUAUCAUUAUAUUGCAAUCAGGGAGGGGGCGCAUUAGGUGCAUAUCUCGUCGAUAUACACACCUGCCUUUUUUUUGAGAUUGAGAUAAAAGAUUGUUUUGGUUUAUCGCAUCGCGAAUGUUGCAUGACGGUUGGAUGUUUUUUUUUUCUGUAAAACAUUAUAUAGAUUGCCAUUCGCUGUGUAUUAGCUUACAGUGUGUCACAUAUUAAUCAGAAAUUUUCAACAUAAUGGAUGUAUUGUUUUACAAUGGAUUCUUACCGUCUAACUUCGCGUGAUAUGUAACAUUUACGCUACAGCUGUUAGGGGUUUUCAUUAUUCUUUGCCGUAAAAUUCGUGCUUUCCCGGACAUAACAAAUAAAUCGCCCGAUCAGAUUCGCACUGAAAUGUCGUAAUGUACCUGGAUAACAGAUUCUGAUGGUUUAAUCAGUGAGCUAUUUCAGCCCAUUUUUGGGAAAUACGGACAUUUUUUUUUUACUUAGAAGUACCCAGGCAAAAAAAAACACUCUUGUAUUUGGUAAUGUAAAAUAUAAAAUAUAAACAAAAGUGCUGAUAUCAAAUGUAUCCGUUGUAUAACAAAUGAGUUAUAUUUUUUUCAGACCUAUUUUUGUUGAGACUAUAAUGAGAAAAAAUUUAAAAAGAAAAACUUGUUUGUUUCAAUUGAUCGGAUUUAUUUUUUUUUAGAACUGUGCUUGAUUUAUCAUGCAUUCUGUUUUGAUUUUGAUCAUUUCCGGUGAAAUGGAUACAAUUUAGUGUGGAAAAAAUACAAGUUUGGGAUAUACAUUUUUAAUUGUUUUACAAAUGAAUUUGGAUUUAACAGACAUGCCAAAGUUAGACAACAGUCGGAACAGGACAUUGUGGCCUCUUGUAACGAUGUCGUCGGCAACGGGCAUCAAGUGCUAUAAGAAGUUGGAUUAUUGUCCAAAGGGGCAUCAGAUGGACAAAUGUGAUUUGAAUGGUGAGGCCGGCCGGUAUUGCAAGCAAUGUGGGGAGCUGACUUUCCAACCAAAUCAAAACAGAUAUGGCGACCAAUGUAGAAUAAGGCGGACAUGCGACAAGUAUCGGAUGAAAUUCAAAGAAUAUGGCGACAAAACGCGGGACGCUCAGUGUGUCUGCGACCUCGGCUACCAUUUUGAAAAUGAGGACCAACGCGCAUGCGUGCCAAAUAAAGAAUGUGGUAAAGGCUACGGACAAGGAAUAUUCGGUAUAUGUGAAAAUUGUAUAGAAAAGAACAUGUGGUCAGACACACAGGACACGCAUUCCAGGUGUAAACCACUUAGAAAUUGUGAAAAAGAAAGUAGAUGUACAAUGGUGAAGAGCAAUGGGACUUUUGAUAAUAAAUGUGGACCAGUAGUCAACGAUGUGUCAAAAUGUGACGUCAUCCAGUAUACAACACCCGCUCCCGCCACUGCCUCUUCCACCGGGCUUAUACUCGGUGUUGUGUUCGGGAUUUUAGGGGCUCUUCUCCUCUUAAGUGUGAUAUUUAUCUGUUGUCUCCGACGCCGACAGAGGGCCAGAAAACGACAGAUAAGAACCGAGCAGCUAGAGGAACUAUUACCCGAAAUCAUUAAACGCUCCAGAAAAGACGAGAAAUAUUGUAAUACUGUGUUGGAUGCCCUUCAAAAGGAGAUAGAAGAUAGAAUAAACAACCAGAUUUGGGAUCUACCAAGAGAACUCUUUAGGAACCAUAUAGAACCAGCCAGAUACGAGGUGCUUGUUGAGAAAUAUAGAGAUAAGCAACAUAAAUUUGCCAUUAAUGGCUACAUGCAGGAUUGGCGCGGAUGGCGGGGUAAUACUGGCGACGCCGUCGAGGAGCUCGUCGCAUGUCUCCGACACGAGAAUGUCAAACGUAUGGAUAUAGUUCUAGAGGUGGUCAACAAAAUGAGAGAAGAUUUCCCAGAGGUAGUCGAUGGCUAUGACGGUUCGAGCAAGCGAAAACCUGGAUCGAACAGCUACUGUGCUAUUUUAUUCCCAUGUGCUUGCCGCUACAAUGAAAAAGAUAGUUAUGAAUGUAAAGAAACAUCCAGCAGACUUCUUUCUGAUAACUCAGUGAAUGAAAAAGACAAUGGCCACCUUCCACCACCCGGUGAGCCACAAAAUCCUCCAAACGAUGGUGGUGCCACCGAUCCGCAAGAAGCAGGUGCUAUUUAUAGAAACGCGCCAACGCCAAGUGCACCGGUUUUGGACGGAAAUGACCUCUAUCCUGAUGUUGAGGUGAAAGGUCAACACUUCUACGAUAGAUCGGACUCAUUACCUGUACAGGCAAGCAGUUAGGUGCUCAAACCAUUUCGUGUACUGCCUAUUUUUUGUGAUUUACGCAACUCAUGUGUUCCGGGGUCUGUGGUCACCAUAUUUAGCCCAUACUAUAAGACACUGUAGGAGAAGUUCAUAAAUUAAGUUUUCAAAUGAUUUUACUUUUGACUGUGAAAUAUAACAGUUUGUAAAGCUCAUUUCGAGCUUGUUGAUGUGUAUAUUUGCUGAAUAUUUGAGCUUAAGAAGCUUAACUUUAUCAAGACUUCUGUGUUGAAAGGAUAUUUGGUAUUAAGCUUGCCUACUAUAUUUGCAAAAUUAUUAUCAUUACGUUAACGCCGUUUACUGACGAAGAGAAUUUAGCAAAGACCAGAGGAAUGUAGUGAAAAAAAUUGAAAGAAUGCUGUUUUGAGCAUUGAUCCGUGUCAUACUGGUAGUACCCAGUAUAUUUGAAAAGCCAUUGUCACAGAUCAAGUAUAAUGUGAAAUAUUGAUGAAAAUGCGUUUUAGUCUCAAAGACAACGCAUGCGCAAUGUAGGAAACAAUCAUCAUCACGUGACAUCCUCAUUGGUGUAAAAUUUGUAUCUUAACAGGCCUUUACAACAGUGUUUACCUAGUGCUGAAUGUUUAAAAAAAGGAAGAGACAAGUGUAUAUAUUUGUUUUUUGGUAAAAUAUUACCAGUUAUGUGAGGUAAUACUUUAUGUUCGAGCAAAAGUUGAAACAUUAGGAUUCAAUUUUCAGACUUUUAAACAGAGAACUGUAGUAAACAUUUGGUUGAAUGACAAUAUUUAAAUUUUGUUAAACUUUAUUUCAUAGUAGUGUAUUGUAAACCUGUGUUGUUCCAUGUCCAACUGAGAAGCAACGGUUCGUUUUUUUGGAGAAAAAUGUAGAUCUAACCGUUCUUUUACAUUCCUUAGUUAUGUCUGAAUUUUUCAGUUGGUUUCAAAGAAUCUGUUCUUUCUUUUUUUCAUUUACACCUUAGUUUCUUUUUUGCAUUGAGUUUCGAUCAAAUUUUGAUUAUAUACUGUGAAUGUUUAAAGUGAGAAUUUACAAUAUGAGCCGCGCCAUGAGAAAACCAAUAUAGUGGCUUUGCGACCAGCAUGGAUCCAGACCAGCCUGCGCAUCCGCGCGGUCUGGUCAGGAUCAAUGGUGUUCGCUAGCAGUUUCUGUAAUUGCAAUAGGCUUUAAAAGCGAACAGCAUGGAUCCGGUUUUCUCAUGGCAAAGCUCAUAUAGUCAUUGGUAAAAUGUCAUCUCCACAUAGUUGGUAAAUGAGACACUGGUAUGCCUGAAGGAUACGUGCAAAUACGCACACAUAUUCAAUAAUUCCGAGCAAAAAAAGUGCAGUUUCCACUUUGACUUUAUAUAUUUUAUGUACAUUGAUCACAUUCUAUUGUUCAUCAAUUUCUCAACUAUAUUGUCAUAUGAUUUCGUGAUCUGUAUAAACACUCUAUACAUGUAGACUCUAUUAAAUAUCUCACGUCAUACUUCUAUGCUGCUUGUAUGAAAAUACUUGGCAUUCCAUUUUUUUUUUGCAUUAGAUAAUUUAUGCCACAUUUCACAAUCUAUUUUAGUAUUCUUUAGAAGAUGAAUUUACCAAAGUAUACUAUAAAUAGUCUUUUUUAUGCUGUGCAAUUCUAAUCCAAAGACAACUUAAUUACUACAACUUUUUUUUAAAUAAAUCUUUGUUCAUUUUGCUUUUGCUAACGGUUUUACAACUAUUUAAUCAGCCUUUUGGUUCAUAUAAGUGACCUCACUUUUUCUUUCUCGCCAUAUUCACUUCAGAAGAUGGAAUUUAUGUAAGUGUUCAGAAGUUAAUAUUUCCACAAUUUGUUGUGCUUUUUGUAUAGUAUUUGUUAAAAAAAAACUGGACUUGUUAAGUUUAAUAUUCUGCUUUUAAUGUCGCAGCAUAAUCUGCUGUUACUGUUAUAUAUAUUAUACUUUUUUGUUUCAUUUUGUUGUUGUAUGUACGACUAUAAAUUCAAGAGAAGACAAAAAGUGUUAAUGUACAUGUAUUAUUUCGACAACCGUUACUAUACAUGAAAAAAUGUUUACAUGUAUGCAUUUUAAGAUAUACAAAGUUAUAUUCACGCUGAAUGGUUCGGUGACAUAUGUUUUUUGCAAUGUGUUUGCAAGACGAAAGCAGUUUAACCUCGUGUAUGACCUACAUAUUAAUUUUUUGCCAUAUCGUGCGGUGCAUUCCGAAAAAAAACCCAAAAUCUCGAUGUUCUUGUAAAAGCUCUGAUUCGUUGUUAAAAAAACCUUUGUUGUUAUUUGCUUAGGUAUUUCAAUAGGAGAUUUAUAGCUUACAAAAUGUUAGUUCAUCAUGUAAGUGCUUGAAAAACAUAACGCAUGUAUGAGCAGUGCCAUAAGAAAACCAACUUAGUGGCUUUGCGACCAGCGGAUGCGCAGUCUGGUCUGGAUCCAUGCUGGUCGCAAAGCCACUAUGUUGGUUUUCUCAUGGCACGGCUCGUAUAUUCUUACAUUUCAUAUCUUGUUUUGAAAUAAAAAAUGACUCUCAAGAAAUGUAAAGUAAUAGAAAUUUAUAUUUACGAUAUCACAUAUUUGCGCACUUCUGAAGAAUUUUGAAGAAAUGUUAUUACUUCAGUUGUCUUUGGUAUAUUAGUAUUUACUGACAGGAAUUACUGGACAAGAAAAAUCUCAUUCGGAAAAAAAAUCAAAUUUAUAAAAAUAGUUAGAAAUAUAUGAAUUAAAUGUUUUUGACGAAUUACAGUAGUAGAUGUUUAGUUUAACCAAGUAUAUGAAUGUUAUUCACGUGUUUUCACUGAUGAAAAUUAAUUCCAUGUAUACUGGUAUACUAAAAGAACUUAUGUUUAUAAAUGCGUUUUAAGUAUGCAUCUUUUUGUUAUAAAUGUACAUGUGUGCUGGUUUAAAGUUUUGCAAAUGUAUGUUUACACUUGCUUUUUAAUCAGUUAUUGCUUAUAUUAGGAAAAUGUUUUCCAUGUCUUGUUUCUCCACAGCCUGUAUACCACGUCUUUUGUAGCAAAACACAUUAUAAACAAAAUACAACCAUGUCAUUACAGACGAUUUCAAAAUGACGAUAAGGUCAAGUGUCAUAUUCAGUUCAAGGUCAGAGCCUGUUCGAGGAGAGGUAUAUUAGUUAUGACCUUUAUCAGCUAGAUCAAUGUUGAAACCGACUUUGUAAAAAGAAAAUGUUUUGUAAAUUUUAUUACUUGAUUUAUAUUUUUGACAACAUUUUAAAUAUCACAAAACCAUACAUUUCAUUUAAGCGAAAUGGUAUCAUGUUUAUUGACGGUUGAUAAGCGUAUACAUGUUUUUGAAAAGCGUUAUCUUUGUAUACUCGUAUUUUCAUAUAUCUAUACCAUUGCGCAUGUCAUGACUUUGUUUCAUUGCGCAUGUCAUAAAUUUUCAACACAACGCUGCUCUGAAGAUUAACAUUCAUGCAAAGUGUGCAUCGGGUUAAGGGAAAUACGUUUUAUUUGAUUGGAAUUUCUUUACAAAUUGUUUUUGAUAUAAAACAUUAUAAAACAAUGUACCAGUUGUCCAUAACAAAUACAUUUAUCAGUCUUUGGGGACUUGCAAGUCGAAGUUCAUAUUUGUUUUCAGUACAUUUGGCAUUCUUCACUUAAAUAAAUCGCAAGAAAUGUAUCACAACUUUGACAUCGAUGAUAUAUAUCCUUUAUCAAACAAUCUGUAUAGGUCGUGCAAACCGUCAUGACUUUUUUUUGAAAAUUCUAACUGACUUCAAUGUUGGUUGUUUUGGCAUGACAUACUUUACCUAAAAUAUUUUUUCAGCAAUUACACUGACAGUUUGUCAGAAUGAAAAGAAAACUGCACUAUAAAAUCAGUCAGUUUUGAAACUAGGAAUGUCUGGGCAGUCACUCUACUAGAAAUAUUUUGCUGUCCAAUAAUAACAGUGCUCCACAUUUAUGUCAUGACCUAUAUAAACGCUUAUGAUUUUAUAUUGAUAGAUUUAUUAUGAUGUUUUUUUUUUGGAAAAAUAUUUCAUGUGAUUCGUUUUUAUGUCAAAGGAGGCGACCAGAAGGGUUUUUGGAGUAGAUCGAUUUUAUCUUGUAUGUUAAUGCAAAUUCUGAACAAUUUUGACUGAAUGAGAGAUGUGAAUACUUCGUGGCGGUUGUAACUCUUACUAGUUAUUCAAAAUGUAUGUUAUGUAAUGAAAACAUGGGGCUUUCUCAUAAAUUGCUCUUAAUUGCUAUUAAUUACUAGUACUAGAUAAUGGAAUUGAUGACACACUAAUGAACUUAGAGGAUGUAAGACCAUUUAAAAAAUCGCUAGUAAUUUUGUCCACGAAAUUUCAGAAAGUUGCAAGUAUGACCCCAUUUCGAGUCGGGUCCCAAUAAAGCUUUCAUAUUGCCGUAGUUAGUGUAAACAUACAGUACUUCUACCCACAGAAGCCCAAAAUGGUCGCCCCAUAUGUAUAAACUGCAAAAUGUUUUCUACAAAAAUGUUUAUCUAUGUUAUUGACAUACCGGUAGUUUGUCAGCCGCUUAUGAUGUUCAUUUUACUGGGUAAGAAAAAAAUAGUAUAAACAAAAAAUGAAAUAAAAAAUAUUAUUUUCAA